AGGUAAUGGAUGCCGUUUGAAUUGAGGAUUUUUGAAGCCAAUUCAACAACGUCCGAAAUCAGCAAUGGCGACAAAUACUAGAAAGAGAAUAGGAGAUGAUUCUCUAGAGCUUUCUACGAAAAGGUUACGAAUUGAUGUCCCGAGUUCUCUGCCAGACGUACUCGAUGGUGAUAAUGAUAAUGAAUACAAGCCGGAACAAGAUCUGAUUUCUGAGGAGGAGGAAGAUACUAUGGAAGCAGCAGAUACACCGAAUACACCAUUUUCACCUGUACCUGGCAAAAAAUUCCCUUCUGAGUAUAAGACGAUCAAAUGUACUUACGAAGGAUGUACAAAAACAUUUAACCGACCUGCAAGAUUGGCAGCACAUCUACGAUCACAUGCAAAUGAAAGACCAUUCAUAUGCUCAUACGAAGGGUGUGAUAAGGCAUAUAUCGAGGAAAAACAUUUGAAGCAACAUAUCAAGGGAUCUCACACUCACGAACGAGAAUAUACGUGUGAUUGGGAAGGGUGUAGUAAAAGCUUCUUGACGGCCACGAGGUUAAGAAGACACAAGGAUGCUCACGAAGGCCAUGAAAGGUUCAGAUGUACAUCAUAUCCUCCCUGCAAUCAGACGUUUCGAAAACAUCAAACACUCCAACGCCAUAUCCGUUCCGACCAUCUCGAUUUAGCUCCAUUCCCAUGCACAUAUAUCGAUCCGAUUACGAAUGAACUUUGCAAAGCAGGAUUUGAUGCUUCAGGUGGACUCAAAAAGCAUAUGGAAAGAACUCAUGGAGCAGCUACAUUUCUAUGCGAAGACUGUACAGUACCAGGAAAAUUCCAUGAAGAUGGUACACCCGUACCGUUGGCUUUCACAACGAAUGCCAAAUUACAAGCACACAUCAAGAAAGAACAUGCAACUUGUAUGUUCUGUGAUCGAAAAUGUUCUAGUCAACAAUUGCUCCAAAAACAUAUCGAAACUCAACACUCGGGCACUACACUUGAAGAACGUAAGAAUAUACCUUGCGAAUAUCCAGGCUGCCCGAAGACAUUUACCAAGAGAGCGAAUCUACAAGUUCACAUGCGGACUGUACAUGAUGGACAGCGUUUUAUUUGCGGAACAUUUGAUGUUUCCCAAACUCCCGACCUCGCAUCUUGGAAUGGAAGCGAUUCGUGCGGUAAAGAUUUCGUCUCGAAAGUCAAUCUUGAAGAUCAUGUUCGAACACAUCAUCUCGGCUUACCCAGUGUUUUGAAUGCUAGGGGUAGACGAAAGACUGAUUCACAAACUAGACGUUCUGCGAGAAGGGCACCCGAGCAAACCGAGAUUGAGGAAUUAGCAGGUUAUGAUGCCAGAAGAACAAUCGAUUGUGUAGUUCAGGGAUGUCCUCAUAAAUUCAUGAGAGAUUAUGAUUUUCAUGAGCAUAUGAGAAUUCACCAUCAGGAUGUCGGUUUUAUGGACGGUCAGAAUGAUAUGAAUCUAAAUAUCGAUAUGAGCAUGAUGGAUCAUUUCCCUUAUACAGAUAAUGGAGGAGAAUUGCCAAGUCUAGAUUUCAUGAAUGAUGGUACGGGGAUGGAUAUGGGCGCUCUGGAUAUGGGAAUGGAUUUGAUCGAUCCGGCAUUACAUACGCCCAACUUCAAUCUUGAAGCAUCAGCAUCGGGAUCAGCAGCAGCCUUCGUAGCACCCUCUAUCAACGGAUGGGAUAACGCAGAUGUAGCUGCUGAAAUAGAUCUGGAUUGGGACUUUCAAAGACAGGUAUUGGAGGGAGGACGAUUUUGGAUUGGUGGAGAUGAAUCGCAGAUUCCUGGGGGCUCACAAGAAUGGUCACGAGAUCAGGCAGAGAUGAGGAGUUUGAUUGAUUGAUAGAUGUCAUCUGAUGAGGGUCUAGUCCUUCGACCUUGGCUUAGUCAUCGGGCUUGUGAUAGGUCGAAGAUACAAACCUGAAAAUGUCGAGAUAUUUUACAUUGCAAAGAGCUAUCCGGUGGCUAAAUACAACGAAUCACAAAAAACGCGCGCUCUCUUCGCUGGGUCGAACAAUUUUUGGAGUGCAAUGGGGUAGUAAUGAAAAUUCAGAGCAGGAUUUCCUCAUCUAGUGAGGGAUAAAACGGGAAAAAAAGGAUCAGAGAUAGCAAGCGCUGCAUACGUCUCUACGAUGUCGUUAUAGCUGGACUAUACAUUGCGUUGUACUGUACUGUAUUGCAUUGCAUUCCUACCGAAAACAGACUUGGAGGAGAAAAGAGAGGUAGUCAAGAGAUA
Messenger RNA from Botrytis porri, 2230 nucleotides. RefSeq lists its product as uncharacterized. Gene Ontology annotation, cellular component: nucleus. NCBI's taxonomy places the organism in Eukaryota, Fungi, Ascomycota, Leotiomycetes, Helotiales, Sclerotiniaceae. Gene Ontology annotation, biological process: regulation of transcription by RNA polymerase II. The transcript has 2 exons. Bases 65 to 1837 code for a protein of 590 amino acids. The record is from RefSeq and is a predicted model, not a curated record.